Molecule: messenger RNA, 1284 nt
Organism: Podospora anserina S mat+
Lineage: Eukaryota; Fungi; Ascomycota; Sordariomycetes; Sordariales; Podosporaceae
Exons: 2
Coding region: 1-1284 (427 amino acids)
Biological process (GO): transsulfuration
Cellular component (GO): cytoplasm
Molecular function (GO): carbon-sulfur lyase activity; pyridoxal phosphate binding
Source: RefSeq, a predicted model, not a curated record
AUGGCGUCUGAUGAGCUUCCUGUUCGCCCCGCUGGGUCUGCGGUCAAGGCCGUCGUUGAGGGCCCCAACUCGCUCGCUGUCGCCUUUGGCAGGGAGCUGUCUAUGGCUUCUCGCUCGGUCCAUGCCGAUGACUAUAUCAACAAUCACCAGGCCGUGGCUCCCCCCAUGCACGUUUCUACCACUUUCCGAUAUAACCGGGACCCUGAACAGUUGAGACCAUGGGACAAUCUCAACCCCAAUGCCCCUUAUGACUCUCACGUGUACUCUCGAGACAGUGCACCAAACACCACCCGCUUCGAGGCCAUCCUCACCUCGCUCCUCGGAGCCCCGUCACUCAGUUAUGCAUCCGGUCUUGCCGCCUUCCACGCCAUGAUUGUCUUCCUCAACCCCAAACGUGUGGCUAUCGGCGGUGGUUAUCACGGCUGCCAUGGCAUUCUCCACAUCAUGAAGAAGCUCAACGGCCUCGAGCAGCUUGAACUGGAGGACGAUGCCGACCUUGCCAAGCUCGAAAAGGGCGAUGUUAUUCACGUCGAGACACCCCUUAACCCCACGGGCGAGGCUCGCGACCUGGCUUACUACCGCAAGAUGGCCGACGAAAAGGGGUGCUAUCUCACCGUUGACGCCACCUUUGCCCCCCCCCCUCUGAUGGAGCCCUUCAAGUACAACGUCGAUAUCGUCAUGCACUCUGCCACCAAGUAUUUCGGCGGCCACUCCGACAUGCUUGCCGGUGUCCUCGCCAUCCGCCCAGACAGAGCCGAGAAGUGGCUCCCAGAGCUCAGGGAGGAGCGCCUCCACCUUGGAGGUGUGAUGGGCUCUCUUGAAGGCUGGCUUGGCGUCCGUAGUGUCCGCACUUUGGAACUGAGAGUCAAGCGCCAGAGCGAGAGCGCCCAGAAACUGGUUGACUUCCUUGCCGAGAAGAAGGCGGCCGGCGACAACAGCAACAUCAUUGCGCAGUCUGUCUUCAAGAUUCAGCACGCUUCUCAGCAGCCGGAGGCAAAGGAUGAGAACUCGUGGCUGAGGAAGCAGAUGCCCAAUGGGUUUGGGCCGGUGUUUAGCUUGUGGUUGGAGAGCGAGGAGAAGGCGAAGAGGUUGCCUAGCAAGCUGCAGUUGUUCCACCAUGCCACGAGUCUGGGUGGAGUGGAGAGUUUGAUUGAGUGGAGGGCGAUGACGGAUCCCAAGGUGGAUAGGAGGUUGUUGAGAGUUAGCAUCGGUGUGGAGGGGUGGGAGGAUUUGAGGGAUGACUUGGUGCAGGGGCUGGAGAGGUUGAAGGAGGAGGGGUUUUAG